This is a messenger RNA of Cimex lectularius (bed bug), 1805 nucleotides long. RefSeq names its product pro-resilin-like. The record is from RefSeq and is a predicted model, not a curated record. Bases 189 to 1739 code for a protein of 516 amino acids. The transcript is spliced from 5 exons. NCBI's taxonomy places the organism in Eukaryota, Metazoa, Arthropoda, Insecta, Hemiptera, Cimicidae.
ACACUGACAGCAGACAGCAGGCAGCGGGCAGCAGGUGACUCUGCAGUCUCUUCUGCAGGGCGAAGACGUCGAGAAUAAGGAAAAAGAAGGGUUGCGUCGCCCCUUUCCCUCUUAUCCUUCAGGAGGGGGAGCUAAAUUGGUUGUAUAAAAGGAGCGACUCGGCCUCUUCUAGCCAUCAGUUACCGACCAUGGGAAUAGGAAGAAUCUCGAGGUUUUCGGCUUUCGCCGUACUUGUUCUCUGUAUAGUCCAAACUACAGGGUUAACAAGAAUUAAACGAGCUAGGCUAGAAGGUUUAGAACGUGGAUAUUUACCCCCCUCGAGUGGAGGAAAUGCUCAGUCUGGUCAGGGUUUCAGACCGCCCCAAGGUCCUAGUGGAGGCAGCCCCUCGGGUUCGUACGGAGCUCCACAGGGUGGACAAGGCGGCUUUGGAGGUGGUGCUCCUUCCGGUUCCUAUGGCGCACCACAUGGUGGGCAAGGGGGCUUUGGCGGAGGUGCUCCACAAGGUGGACAAGGAGGCGCUCCUUCGGGUUCUUUCGGUGCGCCCCAGGGAGGACCCGGCGGUCACGGAGGAUUCGGAGCAACUGCCCCUUCCAGUUCGUACGGCGCACCCCAAGGUGGUCAAGGAAGCUUUGGAGGUGCUCCUUCGAACGCCUAUGGUGCACCACAAGGCGGUCAGGGAGGGCACGGAAGCCAAGGAGGAUUUGGUGGUAGUGCACCUUCCAGCUCCUACGGCGCGCCACACGGUCACCAAGCAGGUGGAGCACCGUCCGGCUCUUAUGGAGCUCCUCAAGGAGGCCACGGAGGGUCACAAGGGGGUGGCUUUGGGGGUAGCGCCCCUUCUGGUUCUUAUGGUGCUCCGCAAGGCCCGUCGAGGGGCGUUGGCGGUUCCGGGGGAAGACCGACCAAUAACUACCUGCCACCGACUCAGGGAAGCGGAGGAAGACCAUCUUCUUCGUACGGUGCACCCAAUGCCGGCCCUGGAGGUAGACCUUCGUUCGGAAAUGGAAGAGGAAGCUCAGGAGGUGGAAGUCCUUCACCUUCUUAUGGGGCACCUCAGGGCGGAUUAAGUGGAGGAGCCAGACCUUCAUCUUCAUACGGUGCACCACAAAGAGGACCUGGAGGAAAUGCUAAUGGACGCCCAUCAUCUUCAUAUGGAGCACCGAACCAAGGACAACCUGGACCAAGCAGAGGUCCUGGAGGUUCUCAAGGUGGAUACCCAGGUGGUGCUCCAGGAGCACAAGGCGGAUACCCUGGAGGGUCUCCAGGCGGAUACCCUGGUGGGUCUCCAGGCGGAUACCCUGGUGGGUCUCCAGGCGGAUACCCUGGUGGAUCUCCAGGCGGACAAGGUGGAUACCCAGGUGGUGCUCCAGGAACACAAGGUGGAUACCCUGGUGGCUCUCCAGGUGGACAAGGUGGAUACCCAGGCGGACAAGGUGGGUACCCAAGUGGUGUUCCAGGAGGACAAGGAGGACACGGAGGAUAUCCUAAAGGUCCUUCUGGUGGUCAGAGUGGCUUUCCUGGAAGUUCUCCUGGCGGACCAGGUGGAUAUCCAAGUGGCGGGCACAGUGGUGGCAGACCGGGAGGACAAUCUGGUGGCUACCCAUCAGGUGGGCCUGGUGGAUUUGGACCAUCCGGAAGCCAAGGUGGUUUCCCAUCGGGUGGAUCUAGCGGAUAUCCUUCAGGAGGAUCGGGAGGUUUUGGACAAAAAACAAAUCCUGACGGAAGUUACGUUUAUUGAAUUGUGCCAUUGGAAAACUGAAAAUGUGUAUUAAAUUGGUUAUUAUUAAACAAAAAAAUACUAAAA